Clunio marinus is the source of this 2532-nucleotide messenger RNA. The record is from the annotation of a GenBank genome assembly. Lineage: Eukaryota; Metazoa; Arthropoda; Insecta; Diptera; Chironomidae.
AUGUUGGAAAGUCAUCCAAGGGAAACCUUUUCCGAGCGGUCUUCAUCGUCAGUUCGUGACAGAUACUCAAAUGACCCAGCAUUUACUGAUGAUAUCCGUCAUUUAGCACUCCCAACUCGUCGCAACUCAGGACCCGAAUCUGAAGCACUCAAAAUGUUUGGAAAAAAGAAAUCGAAAUCAAACAGCAAGGAGGAAUAUUCCAGUCAUUAUUCAUUGCGCUUGGAGCGUAGGAAGAAGUCGACCCAAGCCAACAAUUACAGCGCUGAAUACUUGUGUAAGAAUUCAAGCAGCUCCGAAAGUUUAGACAACAUCAUUUCUUCCUACAAGCUGAAAGGACGAAAAGGUUGUAGCUUAGAUAGAAAUAUUCAGAGCUUUGAUGUAGAACAAAAGCCGCAAUCUAAGCCUAAAAGGUCAUCGUGGUUUUUGCGAAGUCGUGAGAAGAAGAGCGAAAAGUUUCUGAAACGCUCGUCACUUGACUUCACUGUCACUUACGAUACGAAGCAAGUAGAAAAGCCACGGAGUAAGGCUAAAACAAUUCAAAGACAAAAUGCCGCAGAUUAUACUGGAGAUUCAUCAACAACGACACCACAAGAAGAAAUUCAAGAACCGAAGAAAAGUGUUUUGAGCAAAUUUCAAAUUGGCAAACGUUUUCUUAAAGGCGAAAUUGGCAUCAGAAGCUUCAAUUAUUAUCUCUUGAAAGAAGGUUUAAAGAAGAACCAAAGUAAACAAAAACAAGAUUCAAAUACGACGAAGCCACGACUUAAGUCGAAAAGUGAAGAGAAUAUUUAUGAAGAGAUUUAUUUUUAUCAGGAUCAACCAACGCCGAAGCCACGAACGCCACCAGCAUUGCCUCCUUUUAACAAACAAUCCUCGAUGCCAUUAAUUAAACCAAAGAAACCACUAAGUGAUGACGGAAAUUGCAUGAGCUGUGAAAUAUGUUUACAGGAAGCACAGCAAGGCCAAAAUCAACAACAACAACCACACACAUUGUGUGAUAAGUUGAAUUGUGAUAAAUGUGUUGAGAGCCGGAAACUGAUGACUGGCUCUCUAUCUGGCAGCGAAGGAUAUGCCCAAGUUCAGAGUAAACUUGACAAGCAAUCAAUUUAUGAUUUCUUCCAGCAACAACAGCAACAAUCUCAGAAGCAACAUAGUCAGAAUGUUCUUCAAUUUCAAUCUUAUAAUCCAAACAAUCCGAACGUGUAUAAGAUUGAAACAACACCUGUAGCUUUUGAGUACAUGCCGAUUGAAGAGCAGAUAUAUCAAUUAGAACUUAAUCAGCUUUUCGCUCGUGCACAGCAACAACAAACAUUCAAAGGCGAUGGAAAAGUCAUGCCAAAAUCAUCAUCGUCGAGCGAUUCUAUCAGAGGACCUAACCAACUUAAUUAUCGACAGCCGCAUCAACAACAAUCGAAUGAGUUCUAUACGCGACCUAAUUAUCUUUAUUCAAAUGAUGACAAGCAAGGGAAUAAGGAUCAGAAUAGUUCGUCGAUAUUAUACAAAACUGAUUCAUCAAAUUCGAUUCGAAGUGAAAAUUCGUUGAAUAAAAUUUAUAACAGCAAGAAUAGCAGUCAGAAAAGUAAUCAAAGUAAUAAGAGUAGAAAUAGCAAUAACAAUCACAAUCGUGACGAAACGUUAAUCCGGCAAGAUAUGAGUGACUCGAGUCUCGACUUUGAUGAUACAAAUAUAAAUAAUAUGAAUAAUAUUAAUAACAAUCGCAUGAUGAAAUCUCAUCACAAUGGCAAUCAGCAAUCCAACGACUAUCAAGCACAACAAAUUUUUGAUCAAAAAAGUAAUCGUUAUGCUGAAGAUUUCAUUAAGCAUGUCAGCAAUGUUAAGCGAAGAAGUCAAAACACUACAAAUGAGGGAAAUAAUGUGUUGAUUAACAACACGCAACAACUAAUAACAUCAGCUUCGAUUUACGAAGUACCGAGAAGGAAUCCAAAACGAUUAGAAGCUGAUUCACUUCGAAGCGAAAAUGAUGAGAUAAAGUUAAAUGUUGAAAGCUUUUCUGAUGAUUUGAUAAUAAAAGAGUCGGACAAAAUGCUGAUGCAAAAUGAAAAUCAGAAAACAAAUCAAACAACAAAACCAACUGGCACUGUCCCUAAAUUAUCUUCAUCUAUUUCGUCAAAUGACUCGAAAAAGAAAAAGAAAACGGAUCAGAAACUUGAAAAGGAAAGUAAACAAAACGAUGUUGAUGCUGAUGAAAAUUUAGUGAAAGGAAAAGCUCCACAAGCGGAUGAAAGCUUUUCAACUGACAAAAAGAUUUUAUCGCAUGAAACCUUAUCUUCAGAAGUGAAAGUGACAGACAUGCCCAUGAACGACAACAAUAAAACUUUUCCCGAUGAUUCGUUGUCAAAAAUUGAGCAGUUAAAAAACGUCGCUGUUUAUGAUGAUGACGAUGACGUUUUUCUUGAGGAUUCUAAAUGUAAAGAUGAGUCCGCAACACAACGAGAUAAUAACGAAAAUAAAACUGUAAGUACUCACGCAUUAAUGUCGCUAUUAAGUACUAACAUAAAUUCUGGAAUUAGCUGA